Bufo bufo (common toad) is the source of this 585-nucleotide messenger RNA. Its product is annotated as transcription factor HES-3-like. Gene Ontology annotation, cellular component: nucleus. The record is from RefSeq and is a predicted model, not a curated record. NCBI's taxonomy places the organism in Eukaryota, Metazoa, Chordata, Amphibia, Anura, Bufonidae. The coding region runs from base 1 to 585 and encodes 194 amino acids. Gene Ontology annotation, molecular function: RNA polymerase II cis-regulatory region sequence-specific DNA binding; protein dimerization activity; DNA-binding transcription factor activity, RNA polymerase II-specific. Gene Ontology annotation, biological process: regulation of neurogenesis; anterior/posterior pattern specification; regulation of transcription by RNA polymerase II. The transcript has 5 exons.
AUGGUGACCCAUCCCGAGUCCAGGGAGCCCGGCAGCCUCAGGAAGGUCUCCAAACCAUUGAUGGAGAAAAAGAGAAGAGCCAGGAUCAAUGUGUCCCUGGAACAGCUCAAAACCCUUCUGGAAAAGAAUUACUCCCAGAAUAUUAGAAAACGCAAGUUAGAAAAAGCAGACAUUCUAGAACUUACUGUGAAAUACCUGAAAACCCUGCAGAACUCUAUACAAGCAGGUUCUCCAGUCUUCAGUUCAGAAUAUCAAGCUGGAUUCAGAAACUGUCUGAGCAGUGUGAGCCAGUUCCUGCUAAAGUCUGAGGAGUGUGGUGGACACAUGGGACAACUCUCCCUGGUCAAGGACCAGCCCCUGGUCUUGCAGAUGACUUGUUUCAGCACCAAGGACAGCAACCACAUUUCCAACUCUGCCUCCCCUACUAGAUUCAUCUCCCACCAGAAGACCCCUGCAAAUGUGGCAUACACAAGAAGCAAUGGCAAUGAAAAGAAAAGUAAAGAGUCUUCCAACUUGUGCAUUGUUAAGAUGAAUUCUCAGCUGGUCCUGAACCCUGUGAGUGCCUCUUGUGAGUGUUUCCUGUGA